AUGGAGUUCAAAGACGCUCCUCCUGGGGCUCCGAUGCUCACCACGAUCGGAGAGGGGUUCCACGUCUUUGGUCGGCGUACUGUUGCCAAAGUGUGGAAUUCGAUGAAAAAAGAAUUCUCAGAUGAAGGGCGAGCGCUUUCGUGGUGUUCGAGCUACCUUCCAGUUCUUGCAAAGUUCUCAUCGCCAGACACCGCUCGUGAUCUACAUUUCCUUGCCAUCAAGAUGCGGACGAAGAGCAUGCAAAUCCUGAAAGACCGAAUUGAGAACCUCUCGCUUGAUACUCCGCCCGAUAUGUCGUUGAUCUCGCAAAUUGUUUCACUCUUUCGAGCAGCAUGCAAAGAGAAUGACAUUCCCGCGGCGAAGGUCCAUGCGAGCAUCAUACAACGCCUGGUCGACAGGGUCGAAACCUCGGAUCUCCAUAUCCGGACACUGUUCAUGACCUGCAUGAACAACGACACGGAACUGGCCAUCGCCCAAAUGCGGAACACGUUCUUCGACUUUGAGAACUGGGUCCAGAGGCAGAUUGCUAGAUUGUGGGUGGAAACGCCUGAGACGCACAUGCCCAAGUUGCCGGGGGAAUACAAAGCAUUUCAUGAUAGCGUUCAACUGCGUGCCACUCGCCAAGCGGCCAUCAGGCUCCGUUUAUACUUAUCCGUCCGGUCAACGACCGUCAAUCUCAAUGAUCCCGAAGACCUUGACCGUACGGAUGCGGUCUUCACGAUCUUCACAACGUAUUCUCAAUACGACUCUGGGGCGUUAAUCAAUGUCUACAUCAAUCUUGUUGCAGGCAAGGGCUAUGAAAUCAUGACGGAGUCUUUGCGCUAUAUCGAGGCAUCACUAGCUCUUACAACAUUGCACAUACUGCGGCGAGGGAUCUUUGAAGCCACUAUCUAUGGAUGUGACCAUCGCACCAGCCACCAUAUGAUUACGAUCAAUCACCUGGAGGGGACGAUGAAAAAUGCGUUGGACCUAGCAACGGCAGAUGAAUUAGCCCAGUAUCGCGAGGCGCUAUUGUGGAUAUUCUUCUAUGGAGCGAGAUUCGAAUGGCGUGUGAAUCAAACGAUCAAAGGCAUCACCCCGCUAAGGACAUGGUUCACUAAGGGAUUCGUCCGACAGGCAGAGAUCCUGGAACUGACCGACUGGCCUCAAGCCCGAGAAAUUCUCAACCAGUUCGUGUUUUAUGAGUUUCUGGAGCCUUGCCUGACCGCGUGGUUCGCAGAGACUCUGGCCGGCAUUGAGCAACCUCAAUGA
Molecule: messenger RNA, 1251 nt
Organism: Cladophialophora psammophila CBS 110553
Lineage: Eukaryota; Fungi; Ascomycota; Eurotiomycetes; Chaetothyriales; Herpotrichiellaceae
Exons: 1
Coding region: 1-1251 (416 amino acids)
Source: RefSeq, a predicted model, not a curated record